Messenger RNA from Schizosaccharomyces octosporus yFS286, 1693 nucleotides. RefSeq lists its product as uncharacterized. The record is from RefSeq and is a predicted model, not a curated record. The transcript has a single exon. Bases 651 to 1403 code for a protein of 250 amino acids. NCBI's taxonomy places the organism in Eukaryota, Fungi, Ascomycota, Schizosaccharomycetes, Schizosaccharomycetales, Schizosaccharomycetaceae.
GCGUAUUACAAAAAGUAAACAAAGGACUAUCCAACAAUAAAACCUUGACGUUGGAUUCUCGCAGUUAUUUUCAGCAUUCACAAACACUCAUUAUUUAAAGCAACUUUUUCUAAAUAUUCUCAAAGGGUUUCUUCUGAAACCUGUCCAUCCAACGGUUCUUAACUAGGCGAAAGUUGAUUUAGAUUGAAUGGAAAGCAUUGUUACGUUGGGUCCAAUCUUUUGAUAUUCCUCUACCUUGAAUAUUCUUAGUGCUUUUCUUUCUAUAGUAAUCAUUAAACUUUUCCACUUACCUGUAGUGAUCGGACGUGAACUGAUGUCUUCGCCUAGAUACGGCAGUAGGCGACUGCUGUGUGACUAGAAUACUAUUAUUCGUUUGUAUAGAGCGCCAUUGUGUUUUACUCUUUGUUUGGAUCCUCGUGCUUUUCAAAUAAGGAUUUCUUCAGAAAGAUUCACCUUUACAUUCCCCAUUGUACUUCCGUCGAAAGUCCUCAGAGGAUACCAAUAACCUCUACAGAUCUUUAGUUGCAUUCGAGUCUAGCUUAGGCACUGAAACAUACCAUUGCUAGUUUCAGUGAAAUUCUUGUUAUACAAUUUGGAGAAUUUUUAUUUUAUUUAAAAAAAAAAAAAAUUUAAUUAUAGACUUUUUGUUAAUGGCAUUUUCUACCAAAGAUCCUUACGUGCAGCUGCUCGUCAACACGAAAUUUGAACAAGUGUUUCGGUCUUUACCUAAAUCCAAGUUUAUACUGGAUGCCUCUGAGACUAUAAAACAAAAUGCGAUCCAAAACUACGAGCCAGGUCACAAGCUAAUUCCUCCUAAAAUCAAUCAUCAAUAUCGGGGAUCAAAACCGAAAUCUGAGAAAAAAGAAAAAAGGGAACGAAUUGAGAAGGGUGCAAAGAAACGAAAGCGGCUAUCAAUAUUGACUGCGAAUAACGUUGUCCCCAUAAGUCCUUCUAUGGACAAGGCAUCUCGUGGACAAGAGGAAAAUAACUUCAGCUUUGAUGAUUCAUUUAACAAAGAGGAAUUUACAACUCCUAUAAGAAACCCGUCUGAUAAUUCUCAACAGCAGUUUAUGAGUUCUAGCUCCAAUCUAGGUACUAAAGGCACUGAUGUUCAAAACCAUGUUUCACCCUCAGAUGAUAUUAAUAUAUUUGAUGAUUCUGAUGAACGAAAAAAUACAAAAGAAUCGAGGAAUUCCUCAGCUUUUUCUUCUUCCAAAAACUAUAAAGCAAAUCCACCGAAUCCACAGUUCCUUGGAAAUACUGACGAUGAGCUGCCCCUAAAGGAAAAAUCUACAAGAAAUGAAUCAGAUACUAAAAAUUCUAAAACAGAAUUAAGGAAGCUACAAACUUUUGGAAAAUUGUUUAUGAAAGAAGGCAAAAGAAGGGAAUCGCCUACGCUUUGAUCCCAAAGGUUCUCUGACAAUUCAGUCUUUCCGAUUUCUGUCACUAUUAUAAAAGAUAAAAUAAAACGGAACGAAGGCGAAGGAAUUUAACUUCAUUUAAGAACUUAUAUGUCAAUGAAUGGGUUGUAUGUAUAGCUUCACAUUUCGUAUACUUUGAUGAAGGGCUUUCUCUCUCUUUAGGAUAGGAAACGACUAAAGAAAAGGAUUUUGCUCAAUAAUGAACUUUUUCUUAAAUUAAAACCUAUAGAAACCUUUAGAGAAUGUAAUAUAAUUCUAUUUUAUAAGAAACU